Saccharomyces kudriavzevii IFO 1802 is the source of this 1203-nucleotide messenger RNA. RefSeq lists its product as uncharacterized. The record is from RefSeq and is a predicted model, not a curated record. Lineage: Eukaryota; Fungi; Ascomycota; Saccharomycetes; Saccharomycetales; Saccharomycetaceae. The transcript has a single exon. The coding region runs from base 1 to 1203 and encodes 400 amino acids.
AUGACAGGCUCGUCACAUGAGGAUAGGUUAGUGCUUGAAUGCUACAACGAUCCUGAAUUAAAAAGAUGGACACAUCUGGCUAAUGCAAAAACCUGGAAAGGUCUUCUCACAGUGUUGGAGUAUGCUGAAAGAGAGAAAAUGUUGGGGUCGUCGGAAAUUUCUCAGAGGGACAAAUCAAAUGAGACAAUGAUAAGAUAUCCAAGAAGUUAUCAAUGGUUUGGACAGAAGUACUUUGUUUUAAAGGACCGAUCUUUACCGGACGAUGGAAAGUUCAGUCAAGUAGUUUCCAGUUGUGAAACAUUAAACAGAAUCGGAUAUUGCGUCCACCCGACUUCUAACGAGAAAGUUGAACCAGCUUUGAUUGUAUGCAUUGGAGGCGUUUUUACCUCUGAAAACCAUCGCGGCAAAGGCUAUGCUAGGAGUAUGAUUACAAAACUGAACGAUUUCUAUGACAAUAUUCGUGAUAAGGCUGAGGACGUCUUAGAAUUGAAAAACUUGAUCAUUAAUCUUUACAGCGAAGUUGGAGAGUAUUAUUCCGCCUUGGGGUACAAGAGUAUGCACGUCCCUUUGCAUCGUCUUACCAAAUUAGAUGAACUUCUUGAAAGUUAUUGCCGAGAAGAGAAUGACAAGGGUGGAAAGUAUUUGGGAUUCGAUGAUUAUGGAGAUCUAGUAGAAUUGCACGAGGUGCAGUUUAAAAAAAGUUUACUAAGCUUACACGACAAAAACCCAGAGAAGUUCAUAUUUACUGUUGCACCAGAUUUUGACAUCUUCAAGUGGUUCCAGUAUCGCGAUAUUUUUAUUAUGAAGAAGUCAGGAAGAGAAACCCAAGAAAAUCUAUCUUUCGGAUUUGCUUCAAGUGAUAACAGCCACAUCAUAUGGCACCACAAUUGGAAUGGUGACUCUUUGAUUAUCGUCAAGAUUUAUAUACCUGAGGAGUCCCUUCAAAGAAAAGAAUUGAAACUAAAAAAGUUGCUAAAGAAAGCUAUAGAGGAAACAAAGAUUCAUGGGUUACAUGAAUUAGAAUUUUGGGAUGAAGAAAUUCCUAUCAAACAGUAUCCGCGGCUGUUCCAAUUACUGACGAAGAUGGAAAGUGAGUCUAAGGUUUUUUCAGAGAACAGUUCUAUCAGUGCCGUCAGACCUCCCAAGGGUUACACAGCUGAAGAGGUUAUUUGGGACAAUAAUGCUAAAUUCUGUUGGUUUUAA